Molecule: messenger RNA, 411 nt
Organism: Puccinia triticina
Lineage: Eukaryota; Fungi; Basidiomycota; Pucciniomycetes; Pucciniales; Pucciniaceae
Exons: 3
Coding region: 1-411 (136 amino acids)
Cellular component (GO): nucleosome
Molecular function (GO): DNA binding; protein heterodimerization activity; structural constituent of chromatin
Source: RefSeq, a predicted model, not a curated record
AUGGCCCGCACUAAACAAACCGCCCGCAAGUCCACCGGUGGAAAAGCCCCCCGCAAACAGCUCGCAGCCAAGUCGGCCCGCAAGUCCGCCCCGACAGCCGGCGGCGUCAAGAAGCCCCACCGAUACCGCCCCGGAACAGUCGCCCUCCGCGAAAUCCGUCGGUACCAAAAAUCCACCGAGCUGCUUAUCCGCAAACUCCCAUUCCAGCGCCUUGUCCGUGAGAUUGCGCAAGACUUCAAGACCGACCUGCGCUUCCAGUCCUCGGCCGUCAUGGCCCUCCAGGAAUCUGCCGAGGCGUACCUUGUCGGCCUCUUCGAGGACACCAACUUGGCCGCCAUCCAUGCGAAGCGUGUCACCAUUCAGCCCAAGGACAUCCAGCUCGCCCGGCGACUAAGAGGGGAACGAUCGUAG